AUGGCUACUAACAUCACCUGGCACGCUGGUCUUACCCACGAAGAACGCGCCACGCUCCGCAAUCAGAAGGGUGCCACUCUCUGGUUCACUGGUCUCUCGGCUUCCGGCAAGUCCACCAUCGCCACAGCUCUCGAGCAGCACCUGCUUUCUCUGGGUCUGCACUCCUACCGUCUUGAUGGUGAUAACAUCCGUUUCGGUCUCAACAAGGAUCUGGGUUUCAGCGAAAAGGACCGCAAUGAGAACAUUCGCCGCAUUGGUGAAGUCUCCAAGCUCUUUGCUGAUUCUACCUCCAUUGCCCUGACUUCCUUCAUCUCUCCCUACCGUGCUGACAGAGACUCUGCCCGCAAGCUUCACGAGGAGGCCAACCUUCCCUUUGUCGAGAUCUUUGUUGACAUCCCCGUCGAGGUUGCUGAGCAGCGUGACCCCAAGGGUCUUUACAAGAAGGCCAGAGCUGGUGAGAUCAAGGAAUUUACUGGUAUCUCUGCUCCCUACGAGGAGCCUCUCAAGCCCGAGAUUCACAUCCAUAACGACAAGAUUUCAGUUGAGGAGGCUGUUCAGCAAAUCACUGAAUACCUUAAGGAGCAAAAGAUCAUCAAUAUUUAA
Magnusiomyces paraingens is the source of this 603-nucleotide messenger RNA. RefSeq lists its product as uncharacterized. Gene Ontology annotation, biological process: sulfate assimilation. Lineage: Eukaryota; Fungi; Ascomycota; Dipodascomycetes; Dipodascales; Dipodascaceae. The record is from RefSeq and is a predicted model, not a curated record. Gene Ontology annotation, molecular function: adenylylsulfate kinase activity; ATP binding. The coding region runs from base 1 to 603 and encodes 200 amino acids. The transcript has a single exon.